AUGUCCGAGUCUUUGCCGUGUCUCUGCCUGGUGCCGUCGGACGCGGCCGGGCUCAUCAUCGGCCGAGGUGGCACCACAGUACGGCAGAUCUGCGAGGAAUCCAAGGCCCAGGUGAGCGUCUCUGGAGAGCGCGACACGCCCAAGGCCUUGAGCGAUCGCAUCGUCACCAUCCAGGGCACCCCUCAGCAGAUUCUCGUGGCCUGCCGAGAGGUGAUCCGCAUCGUCCAAAGAUCCCAGGAGCUGGACGACAACGAGGAAGGGACCUUCGUCACAGUGGUCCCCGCCGGUGCAGUGGAGCACAUUGUGGGCCCUGGCGGCGACACAGUCAGCGAGCUCGUGAAGAGCACUGGGGCGGAUGUCAACAUUAGCCGGCACAACAUCAACGGAACUGAGCUGCAGCCCGUGAGUGUGUCAGGAACUCCACCCCAGAUGCUGGACGCGACCAUGGAGGUGCUUCAACUGGUGCAGGAGUUGGCUGACCAGGGGGGGCUUACCAUUGAGUGCAGCGCUCAGGGCCUGAAAGCCUUGGAUCCUCGCUGGAGCGCGCCCGAGACGGGGCAGAGUUUCCUCUUCCACCCCUCUAUUUGCAAGACGGUCCGUUGGAUGCGGCUGCUCCUCUUUGCAGUGGCCUUGCCAAUCCUGGCCUACUGGCACUACACCGUCUAUGAGAAGGGGGAGGAGAAGGCGACGGAGGAGCAGGAAGAGUGCGAGAAUGAGGAGCCGCACAUUCAGGAUGACUUGGAUGAAGUCGCUGGCUCGUCCAUCAAGCAGGAUGCCGACAUCUAUGGCGAUGAGUUUUGGUCAGACAAGCGCGGAGAGCCUGCGGAUCGUGACGGAUUUUCCUGGGAUGCUGGAAGGGACGAGCUGGAUGACUUCCUUGCCGAUGAUGGAGGCAAGGUCGACUUCAAGGGCGACCUCGGCCUUGGCAAGAGUGACGACUUUGGCCUGAAAGACUUUGGCCUCGGAGGUCUGGACGACAAGAGCUUCGGCCUGGGUUUGGGUCCUGACCUCGAUGACUUCAGCUUUGACCGAGAUCAUCGAAGGGAUGACAAGGGCAAAGGCAAAGGCAAGUCUAAGGAUAAGGGCAAGGAGCGAGAGGCGGACCCCAAGCAGGUCUUCGUGGCCAACGUGGCGGAUGCCCACGAGGACGACCUGCGGGCCUUCUUCGAGCAGGCUGGAGACGUGGAACGCCUCAAGGUGCUUCGCAACCCGGAUGGCAGCGCCAAGGGUGUUUGCUUCGUGACCUUUCGGACAGAGGAUCAGGCGCAAAAGGCGUUGACCUUCCACAACCGCCCUUUUGAGGGCGGCAAUAUCGUGGUACGCAUGGCAAAUGCCGGGAAGAAGGGCGAGAAAGGUGACAAAGGUGAGGGUCGCGGCGACCGCUUUGAUCGGGACCGCGACCGUGGGGACCGUGGGGACCGCUUCGACCGUUUUGACCGGGACCGUGAUCAUCACCGGGACCGAUCCAACGAGCGCUUCGAGCGCCCAGACCGAGACAGGAACGAGCGCAAGGGCAAGGGCCGAGGCAAGAAGGGCAGCGCCGAUGUGGACGAUGCCCUGGAGGAGGCGCUGAGCGGCCACGACGGGCCGCUGCGCACCUCCGACUUCGACUUCGUGGCCCGGCGCUUUUUGGGGGAGCUGCGGUCCCGGGAUAAGGCGGACGGCGGCUCCAGGUUCCAGGAGGCCAUGGAUAUGGUCCUGAAAUACACCUCCUCCAAGGACCGUGGGGCCGUGCGCAAGUGGACUGCCUACGUCUUUACGCUGCUCCAGAAGUUUGACCCCGCCCUCUCAGAGGAGAUCCGAGAAAAGGACCAGGAAAGAAGAGGCAAAGGGAAGGGCCGCGGAAUGGCUCGGCAGAACUCGGAGGAAGAUUAG
Messenger RNA from Effrenium voratum, 1875 nucleotides. NCBI's taxonomy places the organism in Eukaryota, Dinophyceae, Suessiales, Symbiodiniaceae. The record is from the annotation of a GenBank genome assembly.